AUAAAUCCCGAAAUUUUAGCUUAUUUUAGUGUUAAUGUUAACUCAAGUGGUAUUACGUAGUACUUACCUUGUGUAUCGGCAAAUCAUCAACCGGAAUGCCAAUACGCUGUGCAACAUUCAAUUAGGGAAGUCAUUGGUUUACCGUACGACCAAUACGAUAAGAGCAGUGCAUAAUAAUCGAACAGUAAUUAAGCGAAACGUGGUAGCUUUUCCCAACAUGGCAACUGAACUAACGAGCAAAGCACAACUGUCCAAUGCUUCGAUGUCUCUCCCUCAAUCGACUGCAAACGUCCCGUUCGAGCGUAUCAAUACGAUUACAAAAUCCAUUCAGGACAAUCGUGAUUACCGCGGGUUAAGGCUUUCAAAUGGCAUGAAAGUUGUGCUAAUAUCGGACCCCACCACCGACAUUUCAGCUGCCGCUCUUUCCGUCGCUGUGGGCCACCUAAGCGAUCCGUUGGAAAUACCCGGUUUGGCGCAUCUGUGCGAACAUAUGCUGUUUCUCGGCACCGAAAAGUACCCGAAUGAGGAUGAGUACACAACAUUUUUAAAAACGCACGGUGGCAACUCAAACGCUGCCACCUGUUCCGACAUGACAAAGUACUAUUUCGACGUUAUUCCCGGCAAGCUGGAAGAAGCACUGGAUCGGUUUUCGCAAUUCUUUAUCGCACCACUGUUCAACGAGGAAGUAACGGAGCGGGAAAUUAAUGCGGUAAAUUCGGAGCACGAGAAAAACGUAUCACAAGAUGUGUGGCGUAUUAAGCAGGUGACCAAGUCGCUGUGCAAAUCGUCGCACCCGUAUAGUCGGUUCGGAACGGGAAACAAGCAAACGCUUUCCGAAAGUCCGAAACGGAACAACAUCAAUGUGCGUAACGAGUUGAUAAAGUUCUGCAAUACGUGGUACUCGUCGAAUAUCAUGAGUUUGGCUGUGUUUGGGCAAGAGAGCUUAGACGAGCUGGAAGCGAUGGUAAUAAAAAUAUUCUCCCAGAUUGAAAAUAGGCAAAUAGUCGCACCAAGAUGGCCCGAUAUGCCAUACAGAAACGAGGACCUGAGUACGAAGACGUACAUAAUACCGGUGAAAGACAUACGAUCGCUUACGAUAUCCUUUCAGAUGGAAGAUCUCGAACAGUACUACAAGGCUGGCCCCGAACAUUACGUGAGCCAUCUGAUUGGGCACGAGGGCAAAGGAAGCAUUUUGUCCGAGCUGAAGGCUAGAGGUUGGUGCAAUAAGUUAAGCAGCGGUUACUGCAGCUUAGGCCGAGGAUUCGGAAGUUUUGACGUGAUGGUCGAUUUAACGGAAGACGGAUUCAAUCAUAUCGAUGAUACGGCGAAACUCAUCUUCCAGUACAUCCACAUGUUGCGGGUGAAAAAGCCCCAAAAGUGGAUAUUCGAAGAGUACUGUAAUCUGUGUGAAAUGGUGUUUCGCUUCAAAGACAAAGAAUAUCCGAGCACGCUUGUAACGAACGUGGUUAGCUCGAUGCAUCUGUUCCCGUUGGAGGAUGUGCUCGUGGCUCACUGCUUGAUUACGGAAUGGCGACCCGAUCUGGUGGAGGAUCUCAUCAGUAAGCUGACCCCCGAUAAAGCGAGACUGGUUAUUGUGGGACAAAAGUGUGAAUCACUGGCCAAUGCCGAAGAACGUUGGUACGGUACAAAGUACGGCGUGUAUAAAAUCGAACCAUCUGUAUUGGAAUACUGGUCUACGCCCGAUUUGAACGACAAUCUAAGUUUGCCCGAGCCGAAUCCAUUCAUUCCGACCGACUUCGAAUUGUUGCCUGUUGACAGUGGGCUAGAAAAUUUUCCCAUCGUUAUACAGGACACUCCUAUCAUCAGGACGUGGUUUAAACAGGAUGUAGAGUUCCUGAAGCCAAAAGCUUUGAUGAGUUUCGAUUUCAACAGCCCGAUCGUGUACGCCAACCCGUUAAAUUGCAAUCUAACGCGUCUCUUUGUACAGUUACUUAAAGAUCAUCUGAACGAGUUCUUGUUCGAGGCAGAUUUGGCCGGGUUAGGAUUUGGGGUUAGCAACACAACUUCUGGUAUCAGUCUCUCUAUAGGUGGCUACAGCCAUAAGCAAGUUAUACUACUCGAAAAGGUAUUGGAUAGCAUGUUCAACUUUAAAAUUGAUCGGCGCCGAUUUGAAAUUCUAAAGGAGCAAUAUGUUCGGAGUCUCAAAAACUACCAAACAGAACAACCUUAUCAGCAUGCCAUCUACUACCUUGCACUGCUUUUAACAGAACAAGCAUGGACAAGGCAAGAGCUACUGGAUUCCACCCAGUUACUUUCCUUGGAACGAUUGCAAACGUUUAUCGAACAGUUGCUUGCCCAAAUGCACGUCGAAUGUUUCAUUUAUGGAAACGUAAAUAAGGAAAAAGCAUUACAAAUGACACGUUUGGUGGAAGAUAAAAUGAAAUAUACCGAUGCAACGCUUGUACCGCUGCUGGCAAGACAGCUGCUUCCGAAACGUGAAUACAAGAUCGGAAAAGGUGAAAGCUUUCUAUUCGAGGCAACGAACGAGUUCCACAAGAGCUCCUGCAUGGAGCUAUACUUGCAGUGCGGUCCACAAGAGCCUCAUUCGAUAUUUGUCGACAUUUUGUCACAAUUGCUAAGCGAAAAGUGUUACACGCAACUGCGCACCAAAGAACAGCUUGGCUAUGUUGUAUAUUGUAGAUCGCGUAAAGCAAAUGGCAUCUGUGGCCUACGAAUCAUUGUGCAGUCGCUCCGCCAUCCGACUUAUGUGGAAGAACGGAUUGAAAACUUCCUCAACAAUAUGUUGGAGUAUUUAGAAAAUUUAACGGACAGCGAGUUUGAUCGUCACAAGGAAGCACUAGUCGCACUGUUUCUAGAAAAGCCGAAGCGAUUGAUUACACAGUUUAACAUAUUCAUUCAAGAAAUAUCGCUGCGCCAGUAUCACUUCAACCGUGCUCAAGUAGAAGCCGAGAAGCUCCGAACUUUGACCAAGCAACAAGUCAUUGAUUACUAUAAGGAACACAUUAUAUUGGGUGCUCCGUCCAGAAGUACUUUAUCGGUGCACGUAAUUUCCACUGCUGACAGAGAUGCUGGAAUACGCACGCCAGAUGCAGAAGAACCUCCAGCCGAAGCGGAAGUAACAGAUUCUACCGUUGUUUUGAACGUUGCAAAGAAGAACCUGAUCAGGGUACCGGAUCUGGCCAGUUUCAAAUCAUCUCGCUCACUCUAUCCAUUAGCUCAACCUUACAUGGAGGUUUUGCCGAAGGGAGGGCGAUGCAAGCUAUAAAU
This is a messenger RNA of Anopheles maculipalpis, 3249 nucleotides long. RefSeq names its product insulin-degrading enzyme (gene Ide). Gene Ontology annotation, molecular function: metal ion binding; metalloendopeptidase activity. The coding region runs from base 35 to 3247 and encodes 1070 amino acids. Gene Ontology annotation, cellular component: cytosol; mitochondrion. Gene Ontology annotation, biological process: peptide catabolic process. Lineage: Eukaryota; Metazoa; Arthropoda; Insecta; Diptera; Culicidae. The record is from RefSeq and is a predicted model, not a curated record. The transcript has 8 exons.